Messenger RNA from Saprolegnia diclina VS20, 815 nucleotides. RefSeq lists its product as hypothetical. The record is from RefSeq and is a predicted model, not a curated record. Bases 40 to 708 code for a protein of 222 amino acids. The transcript has a single exon. Gene Ontology annotation, molecular function: cysteine-type endopeptidase activity. Gene Ontology annotation, cellular component: lysosome. Lineage: Eukaryota; Oomycota; Saprolegniomycetes; Saprolegniales; Saprolegniaceae.
GGGUCGUGCUGGACGUUCUCGGCGACCGGCGCCGCGGAAAUGGGCAACUGCAUUGCCGGUGGCCAGCUCUACAACCUCGCUGAGCAGCAGCUCGUCGACUGCGACCACGUCGACAACCAGCAGGGUUGUGAUGGCGGCUUUGAAGACCGGGCGCUUGAUUGGAUCGUUGCCCAGGGCGGUCUCUGCCUCGAGUCUGCCUACCCGUACACGUCGGGCGCCACCAAGAAGGCCGGUACGUGCAAGACGUCGUGCACCAAGCAGCCGCUGCCGUACAUCGGCAACUCGGUGAGCAUCCAGGGCGAGUCGGCGCUGACGACGGCCUUGGUGACGCAACCCGUCACGGUCGCUGUCUACGCGGGCAACGACGCGUGGCAGUACUACCAGGGCGGUGUCGUCUCGUCGUGCCCGUCGGGCCAGUCGGACCACGCCGUCAUCGCCGUUGGCUACGGCAGCAACUACUACAAGAUCCGCAACUCGUGGGGCGCGUCGUGGGGCGAGGCUGGCUACAUUCGUCUCCAGCGCAACGUCGGUGGCGACGGCACGUGCAACGUGGCGGGUCAGCCGGCGUACCCCAAGCUCAAGGCGGGUCCGGCCCCGACGUCUGCGCCGACGAAGGCGCCGACGAAGGCUCCCACCAAGGCACCGACGCCCGCUCCUACGGACGCGCCAUCGGGUUCGGACUCGGGCUCCGGCUCGUGGUGGUGGUAAAUCUCUCGUUGCGCAAACCCACCUCGCGGACCCCAAUGCCAAUGCGACCUCGUCGUAUAGCGACCUUUAAUGUUCCAGUAACGUUAUGCUGUUUCAAACGUUGCAUC